AUGGAUACAAAGUAUAGGUACACGAUUCCUCGUGAGAGGAGGUCAUGGCGAGAUACAUUGAAGCAGGAUGAAAAGUUGCAUAAGAAGACAUCAAGCUUUGAUUCAGAUCCAAUAUUUACGCCAAAAAGAUCGCUAGAUGAGAUUGCAGUGGAUGGUAAACUUGAAAACAUGGAUACGCCUUCGACUGGUAAGAUGUUUGGAUCUCCUGAUACUAUGAGAGAUUCCCAAGUUUUAUUAGCGAAGCAACCGCUAAUUAGUACAGAAGUGCUUGAUAUUCCUAACCAGCGACAACUAUUUUUUUGCAUAUUUGCAAUUAUUCAGUCAUAUAAGCUAUACGAUCUAAUAAUGCUGAAGUCGGGGCUUCCUGUGUCCGGACUUCUCCCAGAUGGCUCGAAAUUCAAUUUCAUUAGCAAGUAUGCCAUCCUUGAUUCUAUGUUUCUAUAUUUUUUGCCAUGCUUCAAAAUACCUAAAUUGGACUUCAAGCCUUUUGUAACCGUUUUACAGAUUGCUUUGAUGAUUGCAUUUACUGUCCUCUUGUCGAACGACACUAAUAUUCCAGUAGUGUCCAUGCUUGUGUCCAUGUGGAGCAAAUACCAUACCAAGGAGCUGAGUUUGACAGGUGCUUCGGUGAACCACAGAAAGGUUGUAGAUAGCUCCUCUCAUUUCAAAGGAGCCCAUACCAUAAAAAUACUGCCAGAAAACACUGUAAUGCUCAAUCCUUUCCAAUCGUCAUACUGUUUGCCCUUAGAUGAUCUCAUACCUAACUUACACAUACCAAUUAGGAUCAAUUCAACUUCUGAUAUAAGUUACCUAGAGUUGGAACAUCGUGAUUUGUACACAAAUGAGCUACAAGUGCUGAACUUUACAAAGAAAGAUUUAAGCAAGUUGAAUGUUAAGAGUGAGGUGGAUCCUAAUAUCCUUUACUUACAAAUGCCAUUGAAGAGGAUUGGAUUUUAUCAGUUAAAGAGAAUUGUAGAUGUGAACAAUUUUGCUUUGCGGAUCUAUAAGCCGCAGCUGCUUAUUUCGGAAUGUCCGCUUGCCACGAUAAACGGCGAUGGGCCAUUGCAUAAGUGUGCUGGCGACAAAGAUUCUGUGACAAUCCAAGUAACUGGUGUGCCACCAAUGAAGCUGAAAUAUACUAAAACUGUGGACAAGGAAACGUAUAAUUUUGUUGAUUCUUCGCUCCAGCCAGAGUAUUUUGAAUCGCCAUUACUAUCAAAUAGGAAAUUUUUUACGAAGGAAGAUAUUGCGGAUUUGAAAUGGGCCCAGAAUCAUCCGGUAGAAAUAAACUUGGAGUCAUUCCUGAAAAGUGAUGGAUCUAUUAGAUACUCUAUUGACGAAGUUGUUGAUGGCUUGGGAAAUGUUAUGGAUUUCAAGAAACUACCUGCGGAUUUGUUAGCGAAAUACGAAUUAGAAUAUAAGUUUCAGACACAUGACUUACCUCGUGCAUCAGUCGAGGAAAAGGUGAAUCCUAAUGCUGCUACUAAACGCUCACUUGUGAUUAAAAUCGAAUCUAGUUCAACAUCUGAAGACGCUCCAUUUGUUGCAAACUUUGUUUAUGAGUACAACGGUGAUAAAUCUACAUUUCAACAUGAAUUCGAAGGUUCCGUUUCUGAAAUUCUCAUUGACAAGCCAGGAGUAUACACAUUAGCCUCAAUUCAAUCCAAAUAUUGUUCUGGGGCAAUUGUUGGCAAAUCUACUCUACUAAUCACGAAGCCCAUCCCACCACAAUUAACUGUUAAACCUACUCCAAUUCUUGACCAAUGUAUAGGACAAGUUGGAUUAAACUUUGAUUUGACUUUUACAGGAGUUCCUCCAUUUUAUUAUGUGGCCAAUAUCUACAAAAUAGAGAAUGGUAAGCGCCAGUUGUAUGAAAGAAAGAAAUAUACAUCGCAUGGUACGCGAAUGCAAAGUUCAUAUAGUCCAACCAAAGAGGGCCACUACGAAAUUGUUUUUGAAUCUAUAUCAAACGCCCUAUUCAAAGAACCGAUUCACUUGGCUCCUACUUCUGACUUUACCUUUAAUACUUCGAUGAGAGUGAAAGCAAAUGCUGCCAUAGCUCAAAUGCAUGAUUCUAAAUUAUGUUUGGGAGGAAGCACCAAGAUUCCGGUUACAUUAACUGGUGAACCACCUUUUAAUCUAAACUACGAUAUUGUGGAGACAUAUUCGAAUAAACGAACUUCCUAUAAGUUGGAAGGCCUUACAUCUUAUCAACAUGAAAUUGUAACGCCACAAUUCAACGUUGGUGAUGAUUAUAUAUUAUCAUUGAUUUCCGUUAAAGAUUCUUCUGGUUGUUUGGUUCCAUUAAGUGGUAAUGACGCUAGGAUAACGGUCAGAAGGGAUGUCCCUACAGCCUCGUUCAAUUUUAUUGAUUCUAGCGUAAAUGAACAAAAAAUGAAGGAAGGAACAGUUUCAGAAUUACCUUUGAGGCUUUCUGGAGAACAUCCUUUUACUCUCCGGUAUAAACAUAUAAGUGUCGACGGUAGGGCUACUCUUCACGAAACUCAAUUCCAAUCAAAUUAUAAGCCAAGUUUAAGGGUUACUAAACAGGGAAGCUACGAGCUCCUUUCAGUUAACGACAAAAGUUGUAAAGGUAAGAUUGAAGGUUCUAACAUUUAUAAGGUUAGCUUUUUUGAGAAACCGACAUUUUCUGUUGUUGAGCAUAAUAAGGUUACCGAAUUGAGUAGAAACAACUUCAUGAAGGAGGCUGUUUGUCAAGGUGUUGAAGAAACUGUGGAUCUGUCCUUGGUAGGUUCUGCCCCAUUUACUGUUGCAUACGAUUUGACUUCUCCUAAUGGUCAAAUAACUUCAAAGUCGAUCCAAGUUGCGACCAAAUAUGCGUCAUUAAAGUUGCCAAAUACUCAAGCUGGUGAAUAUAUAUUAACGGUGAAGGGAGUUUACGAUUCUUACUACACCGAACAGGAUUUCCCAAGUCAAGCAUUCAAGAGUUCUGAAGUCGUUAUCAGACAGGCCGUUAAUGUAUUGCCUAACAUAGUGUUCUCGAACAGAGGUAAUAAUUACAGGACCUGUUAUGCAAAUCUUGACCAACCAGAGCUGCUAGAGCCAAUUAAUUUACAAGCUAAAUCAGGUAAAGGUCCAUUUACAAUUUCUUUUAGCAUUUAUCAUGAAAGCACCUCCAAAACGGACUAUCUCACAGUUGAUGGCGUUAUUCCAGAAAGGUUUGAUUACAAGUUGUUAUACAAAGGUUUGAAGCUGGGUAACCACAUUGUUACAAUAGAAAAGCUAGUUGAUGAUAACGGCUGCGUUUACGAUACAUUCCUUGAAAAUAAUCAUAUCAUAAUCUCAAUAACUGAUGUUCCUAAGAUCGUGCUAAUGGAACCAAGUAUGGAAUACUGCGUUGGUGACUAUGUCUCGUACCAACUGAACGGUGUUGCUCCUUUUACCAUCAAAUACGUGUUUAAUGGUGUGCAAUUAAAAUCCAAGGAAAAAACCUCCCAGUUCGUUAGAUUUGCAAGCGAACCAGGUUCUAUUUCCAUCAAUUCAAUUCAAGAUUCCUCUUCGCAAUGUGUUGUGAACUUCCUAAGCCCUGGAAUGGAAAGCGAGUACGAAAGACUAUCUUUAAACAUCCAUCCUAUUCCCUCCGUUAUUGUUUCUCAAGGCGAGAACAUAAUUGAAGAUAUUCAUGAAGGUGACUUAGCCGAAGUGAUAUUCACCUUUGAAGGUACGCCGCCAUUUUCAUUGACCUAUGUACGGACAGAAGAGGUCGAGGGAAGAAAAGGAAGACCGCAAAUUGUGGAAACUCAUAAGGUUAGCGACAUAUACUCGUACGAGUAUAGAGUUGCAACCAGUUUGCAAGGAACUUAUGAGGCAAUUGAAGUUUCAGAUGCCUACUGCCUAGCAAAAAAUGAUGCAUUCUUCAACCAUUAUUAA
Messenger RNA from Eremothecium sinecaudum, 3891 nucleotides. It is a transcript of the gene POM152, whose product is annotated as Pom152p. Gene Ontology annotation, cellular component: nuclear pore transmembrane ring. The coding region runs from base 1 to 3891 and encodes 1296 amino acids. Gene Ontology annotation, molecular function: structural constituent of nuclear pore. Gene Ontology annotation, biological process: protein import into nucleus; nuclear pore organization. The transcript has a single exon. NCBI's taxonomy places the organism in Eukaryota, Fungi, Ascomycota, Saccharomycetes, Saccharomycetales, Saccharomycetaceae. The record is from RefSeq and is a predicted model, not a curated record.